Molecule: messenger RNA, 888 nt
Organism: Lepus europaeus (European hare)
Lineage: Eukaryota; Metazoa; Chordata; Mammalia; Lagomorpha; Leporidae
Gene: TM2D3
Product: TM2 domain containing 3
Exons: 6
Coding region: 11-754 (247 amino acids)
Source: RefSeq, a predicted model, not a curated record
CGUCCGCAAGAUGGCUGCUGCAGCGGGCGCGCUGCGGGGCCUCGGCCGCCUCUGGCGCUUGCUGCUCUUCGUCUCUCAGUUCUGCGUUCUGUCUGGAGGUGAGCACUCGCAGCCGCUGGCGCAGCCGGUGAAGGAUGCGGCCCCCACGCGAGCGUUCACCGCGGCUCCCAGGGCGCCAGAGAGUACCGAAAUCCCGCCGUACGUGACCAAGUGUCCGAGCAACGGUCUGUGCAGCAGACUCCCUGCGGACUGCAUAGACUGCGCCACCAACUUCUCCUGCGUCUACGGGAAGCCUGCCACUUUCGAUUGUGCCGUGAAGCCGUCUGUGACCUGUGUCGAUCAAGACCUGAGGGCCCAGAAGAGCUUCGUCAUCAACAUGACGUGCAGGUUCUGCUGGCAGCUGCCCGAAACAGACUACGAGUGCACCAACUCCACCAGCUGCAUGGCCGUGUCGUGCCCACGGCAGCGCUACACCGCCAACUGCACCGUGCGGGACCACGUCCAUUGCUUGGGGAACCGUACAUUUCCCAAGAUGCUGUACUGCAAUUGGACUGGAGGCUACAAGUGGUCUACCGCUCUGGCUCUCAGCAUCACCCUGGGCGGCUUCGGAGCGGAUCGCUUCUACCUGGGCCAGUGGCGGGAAGGCCUUGGCAAGCUCUUCAGCUUCGGGGGCCUGGGCAUCUGGACGCUGAUCGACGUCUUGCUGAUCGGGGUCGGCUACGUGGGCCCCGCAGAUGGCUCCCUGUACAUCUAGCUGCGGAGCGUGCUUCGAGGGACCGUGCUCCGUGUCCCCUGGAUUGAUGGGCGGGAGGGACGUCGGUCUGUUCUAUGUACAGCAUCUGUACUUUGCUUGCCUUGAUGAAGGUAAAAUAAAGAUGAAACACUGAA